AUGGGUUUUCACCAUAGCAAGUGUGAUGCAUCUCUCAUCACUCUUCAUCAGGGGCGAAAUACGGCUUUUCUACUCUUAUAUGUCGAUGACAUUCUUCUUGUCACAUCGUCAACGGCUCUCCGUCAACAACUUCUGGCCAAACUUGCUAGUGAAUUCGCCAUGAAAGACCUUGGUCCCCUUAGUUACUUCCUUGGUAUUUCGGUCACUCGCACAAAAUCGAGUUUGUUCCUCUCACAACAACCAUAUGCCACAUACAUCAUUACUCGUGCGGGCAUGCAAUCAUGCAACCCAGUCGCCACUCCGAUUGAUACGAAUGCUAAGCUUGGUGCUUCCGGUGACCUGUUUCAUGACCCCACUCUAUAUCGAAGCUUAGCUAGGGCUCUGCAAUAUCUGACCUUCACUCGACCGGACAUUACAUAUGCUGUUCAGUAG
This is a messenger RNA of Helianthus annuus (common sunflower), 432 nucleotides long. RefSeq lists its product as uncharacterized. The record is from RefSeq and is a predicted model, not a curated record. Bases 1 to 432 code for a protein of 143 amino acids. The transcript has a single exon. NCBI's taxonomy places the organism in Eukaryota, Viridiplantae, Streptophyta, Magnoliopsida, Asterales, Asteraceae.